AAGACACUUGCCUACGUACUCCGUGCUAUGCGCUGACAUGAGAGACAUUGGCCGCCGGCGGAGAUGAAAGAGGAAACCCGGCAUGCAAGCAAUCUCCCUUCCGGUCCUGACCCAGGCAGCUAACCGACUGUCAUUCCCAUUCGAAUUGAUUGCGCUUCUAGAAGCCUGCGACCAAUUCGAAGUCUGUGGCCUGACCGGAUACAAUGCACUGUAUGAUAGCUCUGUGCGUGGCUAGUCCUGUCUCACUGCUGGAAUUUGUUCGCCAGAGCUUGGGUUCGCAGUAUCAAUGGCCUGACGCUGAAGGUUGGUUUGUCAACUGCGGUCCGAAGAACCCGGGGCCAUCGAGAAUCAUUCACUCACAGAUAGGGGACGGACAGAAACUGAGUGACUUAUUUCUUAUGGUCACUUAUGUAGUUGCUUGUGAUCUCCUAGCAGCUGAAGCCCUGUGGUUGAGAGAGUUUAACGCUCAUGUCUGCCUUGACUAACAAUACGUGCCUGCCGAUAAGACGCAUCUAGAUUGAGCAAAUAACCACAGGACAGGGUGAUCCUCUGUGCAAGGUUACAUUCCUGAGGUGCCUAAGCCUAAGUAU
Messenger RNA from Aspergillus aculeatus ATCC 16872, 590 nucleotides. RefSeq lists its product as uncharacterized. Lineage: Eukaryota; Fungi; Ascomycota; Eurotiomycetes; Eurotiales; Aspergillaceae. The record is from RefSeq and is a predicted model, not a curated record. The transcript has a single exon. Bases 204 to 485 code for a protein of 93 amino acids.